Molecule: messenger RNA, 938 nt
Organism: Sinocyclocheilus anshuiensis
Lineage: Eukaryota; Metazoa; Chordata; Actinopteri; Cypriniformes; Cyprinidae
Product: microfibril-associated glycoprotein 4-like
Exons: 6
Coding region: 52-798 (248 amino acids)
Biological process (GO): elastic fiber assembly
Source: RefSeq, a predicted model, not a curated record
AAAAAACAUCAACUGAUCUCUGCUGUGAUCUACUGAGGAGAGUUUGAGAAGAUGGCAAUGUUAGUGUUUUUAGCAGCUCUUCUCUCUGUUGUUCUGGUGAGCGGAUGCAGUCAUGAUGAAGACUUGCCAGUCGACUGUUCUGACCUUUAUAAAGCAGGACAAACAGUCAGUGGGAUUUACUCCAUCUAUCCAGCAGGAGACAUUCCUGUCUGGGUUUACUGUCAGAUGAUCUCAGAUGGGAAAGAUGAAGAUAAAGGAGGAUGGACGGUGAUUCAGAGGAGAAUGGACGGCAGUGUGAAUUUCUAUCGGCCGUGGGAUCAGUACAAGAGAGGAUUUGGGAAUGUGGAGGGAGAAUACUGGCUGGGGCUGGAGAACAUGUACCAGCUGACACGUAAGAAGUCAAGUCAAAACAUGUACAUGCUGAGAGUGGAUCUGGAGGACUUUGAAGGAAAUAAAGUUUUCGCUCUGUACUCGUCCUUCUCUGUGGAUUGUGAAACCGAUGGAUAUCAGCUGCAUGUUUCAGGAUUCACUGAUGGAGGAGCAGGUGACUCUUUAUCUGGCCAUAAUGGAUUCAAGUUCUCCACCUUCGACAAAGACCAAGAUGUCUAUGAAAAUAACUGUGCCAAACAGUAUCUUGGGGGAUUUUGGUACAAUAGCUGUCACUAUGCAAACCCCAACGGUAUAUAUUUAUGGGGUAAAGAUCCCACCCAUUACGCCAUUGGAAAUGUUUGGUCAUCAUGGAAGGGUUACGCUGUCGGAAUGAAAUCCAUCAGCAUGAAGAUCAGACGUGUGUCUUAGAAACAUUACAGUUCUUCUCGGAAAUAAACAACAAAACAAUCAAUUUAAUGUUUAAUUGUUUCCUGUUUUCUAUUAACUGUGUAACUUAGUAAAUCAUGUAGGAAAAUCACUAUCAUAAACUUAUGUCUGUUUAUGAACUA